This is a messenger RNA of Oreochromis niloticus (Nile tilapia), 2426 nucleotides long. Its product is annotated as proteoglycan 4-like. The record is from RefSeq and is a predicted model, not a curated record. The transcript has 3 exons. Bases 1049 to 1933 code for a protein of 294 amino acids. NCBI's taxonomy places the organism in Eukaryota, Metazoa, Chordata, Actinopteri, Cichliformes, Cichlidae.
AGACCUGAGAUGGGCGCAGGUAUGGUCUGUGCACCGGAGCCCGGCCCCCCUUCAGGGGACCGUGCUCCCAAACUCGAUUUCCCCUAACCGGCCCGUGCCGCCUGACCGCCCGCUUGGGUUCUCUGGGACCCCUCAUGGUGAUGUUCUAUAGGACAACACAAACAACACACACUAUUAUAGCAACUCUGUAACCUGCAUAAAGUUCAGGGGUCAUGAGGUCAAUGAUGUAAGACGGUAUGGAUUUUAUGCAUUACAUGCCUGUUCUCUGCUGUUGUUAUGACUGUUCCUCAACCCCUAUGUAAAUUUCAGGUUGCACUAACCCCUCUAAUUUGGGACGAUGGACCGUUAAAACACUUUAUGCACUGUACACUAUACACUGUAUAUAUGAACUGUUACAUUCUACUGUACUGGAUGGACUAUUGGUAGGCAAACGCCUCAUGAUCAGACAGUUUGGACUGCUCUUUGUGAGAAAAUCUCCCCACAGAGUUGAACUGUGCAAUAUUUUAGGGUGGCUGAAUGCAGUCAACCCUCUGUGUUUAAAAGACUGAGUGCAAAGACUUUCUUCAAUAUGACGCUUGACAGUCUGUUCUCCCGAGGUCCGUGAACGCAGCACCUGCGCGUGCGACCGUUUACGGCCCUGAUGCCACAGCGUCCUUUAAAUUGUACACUGCGUGGACCACUGAUUGGUUACAGGCACGCGACCACCCUGAGCAUUGUGGGCAGUGUGGUCCAACCCUGUGCAGACUUUCAUGGACGCCAUUCGGACAGCACGAAAUCUGCUCCGGACACUUGGUGAAAUCGUUACUAUUGCUUUUGUCACAAGCCAGCCUGAAGAAGGUUCGGUUAGAACCGAAACGUCGCGACUUUGGCUUGUAUUAUAUGUAUAUAGUUCAUUUUUGUAUUGAUUUAUCAACUUUGAGCAACAAUAAACCGCUCAGUGAUCAAAAUCAGUAUACGAGUUAUCCGUUAGCAUAGAGCCGCCUAGCAUCACCCACACGGUCGAGUGGGACCAGUGGAGAGAGCUAAAGGUAUUAGUGGACGCAUAACCAUGCCCACAUAUGCUACGGAUGGAGAGUGGACCCUCGUUCGGCGACGCAGGGGCCGGAGAGGGGACCGCGACUGGAGAGCUGAGGAGAUCGCACGCAGACCACCUCGCCGAAGCAGCUAUCCAUCUCGAGAGGGUCGGAGGACCUACACGGCGAUCAGGAGAGAUGAUCACCGCAGCGGUGAGUCAGACUUUUUCCACGCACCACAGCGGAAUCGGGGGAGAAACCAGCCGGCAGCAGACCGCUAUGCAGCCCGCCAGGAGAGCUGGAGAGGAGAUCGCGGCUGGGGAGCUGACGAGGACGCACGCCGACCACCUCGGCGCAGCAGCCAUCCAUCUCGAGAAGGUCGGAGGACCUAUGCGGCGGUCGUGAGAGAGGAACACCGCAACGGUCAGCCAGGCUUUUUCCACGCACCACAGCGGAACCGGGGAGGGACCGUCCGGCACCGGACCGCUAUGCAGCCCGCCAGGAGAGCUGGAGAGGAGACCGCGGCUGGAGAGCUGAGGAGGACGUACGCCGACCACCUCGACGCAGCAGCUACCCAUCUCGAGAAGGUCGGAGGACCUAUGCGGCGGCCGUGGGAGAGGAUCACCGCAGCGACGAGCCGGACUUUUUCCACGCACCACAGCGGAGCCGGAGGGGAGAACAGCCGGCGACAGACCGCUAUGCAGCCCGGCAAGGAAGUCGGACCGGACGGGACCGACGAUUCGAACGGAGAACGGCUCGGGACAAUCGGACUAAAGGAUCACAUUCCAGCCCUCACCUCAGACAUUUUCACUACAGAGGAGGAUGACAUUCACUGGUCAUAUGGAACCUCAGAGGCAAUGUUACAACACUGGGAGAUGAACCCCGAGGUCCAAAAAUUGUGUAUAUCUGAUUACAUGUAAGAGGUGUGGAAUGCAGUAUGUGGGAGAAACAGGAAACACGCUGCUGACUAGAUUCACUCAACACAGGUACAACAUUACACAGAAAAAGAACACUCACACCCACCUCGUUAGACACUUUUUAUUACAUGGAUGGGUCUCUGUAUCAGUGACGGCCAUCCAGGUUAACUCGAGAUGGACAACGCAGCAGAGGAGGAGAGCUGAGAGGAUGUGGAUGGCCAAACUGGAUACAGUUUAUCCAAAGGGCCUGAAUGAAAAGGGUUUCAGGAGAAAUUGAUCCCACGGUUUGUAUAUAGUUAAUGUUUCAUUGCUCUUAAUUGUCAUCAUUAUUAUUGUUAUUAUUGUCACUUGCACUGGGUAUCUCAGCUCCUUUCAUGACUCACUGGGGGACAUCCUGCCCCUGAAGCUGACCCUAACCCUAACCUCAGUGACCCCUGUAAUAAACUGGACUCCGGCCCUAACCUUAACCACUCUGCUUUCUGAACACAAAAUCCAA